This is a messenger RNA of Trypanosoma cruzi, 855 nucleotides long. RefSeq lists its product as uncharacterized. The record is from RefSeq and is a predicted model, not a curated record. The coding region runs from base 1 to 855 and encodes 284 amino acids. The transcript has a single exon. Gene Ontology annotation, cellular component: membrane. Lineage: Eukaryota; Euglenozoa; Kinetoplastea; Trypanosomatida; Trypanosomatidae. Gene Ontology annotation, molecular function: iron ion transmembrane transporter activity; manganese ion transmembrane transporter activity. Gene Ontology annotation, biological process: intracellular manganese ion homeostasis.
AUGUCCGAGGCAAAGAGGAUCGAAGUGAAGGCCAGCACGGAUUACAAAAGCACCGCCAGGGCGAGGACGGCCUUUCUAAAAGGUGACUUGGAAAUGUCUAGGCGUGAGCAUGCAAAGCCGCUUCCCCACGAAGAAUUUCACAGCUCUACUGCCUCCGAUUACAUCAAGUCCGUUGUAUUUGGCGGUCUUGACGGUAUCAUGACGACAUUUGCCAUUGUUGCGGCGGCAGUUGGCAGCAACAACAGUUACGUGACAAUCCUUAUCUUUGGCUUUUCAAACGUUAUUGCAGAUGGAUUUUCAAUGGGGUUCGGGGAGUACGUUUCCGGGGAGGCGGAGCGAGAGAAUGCGCUGGCUGAGCGUCGCCGAGAGGAAUGGGAAGUGGAGAAUGCAUUUGACUUGGAGGUAGACGAAAUGGUUCAAAUAUACGAGGCGAAGGGACUCUCACAUGAGGACGCCACAACAAUUGUGAACAUCAUUUCCAAGGAUCCAAAGCUCUUUGUGGACUUCAUGAUGACGGAAGAACUCGGGCUUCUUCUCGACCUCAGCGAUGUGCACGGCCCGAAGAAACAAGGUGCCGUAAUGUUUAUUUCUUUUAUUAUAUUUGGAUUUCUCCCGUUGCUGGCGUAUGUUCCUGGGAAAGGUAGGGGCGUGGAUGUUGUCUUUGUCUUCUCGUGUCUUUUGGCGACAGUUUCACUUUUGGUUCUGGGGUCCUUGAAAGGGUAUUUAACUGGCAUUGGCAUGAUUCGUUCUGCCACUCUGAUGGUUUUCAACGGUGUCAUCAGUGGCCUUGUGAGCUAUUCGGUCGGGAUGGCCAUGGAGUCCCUCCUCCGUGCAAGGAUUGGCGAUGGCCCGUAG